Molecule: messenger RNA, 2195 nt
Organism: Mytilus californianus (California mussel)
Lineage: Eukaryota; Metazoa; Mollusca; Bivalvia; Mytilida; Mytilidae
Exons: 6
Coding region: 136-816 (226 amino acids)
Biological process (GO): signal transduction
Molecular function (GO): protein binding
Source: RefSeq, a predicted model, not a curated record
CGAAAAUAGAAUCCGGAAAAUUAAUACACGAAAUUGACUCUAAUUUUAGAAUUUGGGAAUUUCCCAAAGAAAAAUCAAGAAAAACAGAACAAUUUCACAAGAAGAAAUGAUUAUUAGUUCAUAAACCAUGACAUCAUGUCAAACAGCAGGAAAAAGAAGAAUGAUACUGAGGCUGUUGUAGCAGAGGCCAUGAGAGAAGUUAAUAUGGCAAUGAGAGAAGUUGCCCAAGCUACUGCACCAUUAAGAAAAAUGUCUAAUAAAAAUUUACAUGAUAUUGAAUCAGAUUCAUUACCAUAUCAUGAACCAGUUUCAUCUGAACCAAAGAUAGAAACAAAAGGAGGAGCCAUACAAAUUAAGAAGCCAGGAUUAUUUGGAAAUUCUAGUACCACUAUUAACAUACAAAGUGCUCAGAACAUUCAAAUUGGUAAUAAUAAUACAAUGAUAAUUAACAGUAGCAGUACUAGACGGAGAACUCGUGAUAUAUCUCCACCACCAAAGCCAGCUAAAGUAAACAAAGAAAUAGUCAAACAAGUUCUAGAAUCCAAACGUUUAUUAGAGGACAUGGAGUUGAAUAUGGUUGCAACCAAAUUUAUGGGAAAGCAGUGGAGAAGAACUUUACGAUUGGUAGGCUUAGAAGAUAUAGAAAUAGAGAGUAAAUACCAGGAUUAUUAUUCUCAAGGUAUCAAAGAAAUAUCUUACCAGUGUCUCAAAUACUGGAAACAGAAAAAUCCUGACACUGCAACAGUUGGUCACAUAGCAACAGCUCUGAGUGAAGUAUUCCAUCCUGAUGAAGUCUGUGACAAAUUUAAACCAUGAUCAUGUUUAUGAUCAAACGUAACUGUGAUUUUAUCAAUAUUUAUAAUUUCUAAUUUUUUCCUUUCUAUUUCUAAAAUGUAAAGGCAAUUGAAAAAAAUGGCUUCCUAUACCCUUAAAAAUCUUAAAUUUUGGUGCUGUUCCUGCUUAUUUUGUUAAAAUUUAGCUAGGCAGUAGUUUGGAUUCAUUAUUAUUUGUGGGAUGUCAAUUUUCAUUGAUUUUGUUGGUAAAGGCAAACCACAUUUUAAUGUUCAACGAAUAACACUUUUUCUAUAGGCUUGAAUGCAGACUUUGGCAAAACCAUGAAAUCGUAUAUCCACAAAAGUACAAUUUUUCCUCAAUCCAUGAAAAGUUGGUACUAACAAAAAUAAAUGAAUCAAUAGUAUUUGAGAUCAGUAGAUCCCUGCUUAUUUUUUUUCUGUAUGAAAAUUUUUCAAAACUUAUGUGAUGUACUUUUUGCCUUAAAUAUGUUAAAUAUUCUGUUUUUGUUUUUAAGUUUGUUGCUUUAUCAUAUUUGUCUUAUGUUAGCGCUCUUCACAAUAUGUCUAUGUCAAAUGCUCACCUUCUUGAAUUGUAUUGCAUCUUAUGCAAUAUAAAUAAUAAAUAGUGUUUAUUAAUGCAUCUUAUGUGAUACUAAUUGAGGAAAAAUUGAAGUUGUAUAUGGCAUUGAAUUGAAACAUAGUCCAUUGUAUGGUUAGCUAUAUAGUCCUUUUUCCAAACAGUUUGCUGACAUGUAUUGGAACAUGCAAAAAGAUGAAUAAUAUUGAUGAAGUAAACUUUGAAUCAUGAGUUCAUGUGCCUAUUCAGUUUCAAAGUCAAAAUUUCAGUAAAAUGGAAUUUUAUAAAGCAGUAAAUUUAAAAAAGAACCCUUUUCUUUACAAAUCCUGUUCAUGUACAAAGAUUUAUGAUGUGAAAGUAAUGUUCUAAUGUGUAUUUUAUUGGUUAAAAUCAUCUUUUAUUUAUUAUAUGCAUUUUAGGGUGAGAAACAAAUGUACAUUCCUUUCCCUUGGUUGCUAUCUUGCAAAUAAAACAGUGUUGUAUUUAAAAAAAGAUACUCGUAUGCUAUCAAUUUUUUUUCUUCUAAAGGUUGAAAAAAAACGGUUUGUCUUUGAGAAAAAUAGUUCUUUAAAAAGGGUUAUUAUUAGAAUAAUUAAUGUGGCCAGUUAAGGCAGUGUCAUUGUGCCUAGAAAUUUUGUAUAUUGGUGACAGGGGCUAAUAUAAAAUGAACAAAACUUUUCGAUUACGAUUAUGGUUAUCAUGAAUUUAAAAAGAUAAUGUAUUGUUACCAUGGUUACCUUUUGUAACAUUUUUAUUGGAAAAUUGUAUACAAUCAUAUUUAUUAUUGUGUUUACAAUAAUUUCUCAUAUUAAACAUGAACCAUU